Messenger RNA from Carya illinoinensis, 769 nucleotides. RefSeq lists its product as uncharacterized. The coding region runs from base 1 to 678 and encodes 225 amino acids. The transcript has 2 exons. The record is from RefSeq and is a predicted model, not a curated record. NCBI's taxonomy places the organism in Eukaryota, Viridiplantae, Streptophyta, Magnoliopsida, Fagales, Juglandaceae.
AUGAAAAAACUGGACUGCCCUCUGUUCUGCGCAGUAAUUGAACUUGGUGAAGGAGACUCAUCUAGGAAGAUUGUAGAAAAAAUCUGCGAAAAGAGUUUGUUAAAGACAGAGAACAACUGCAGACGGAUGGAGAGGGUCUUGAAGGUCCAAAGCAUGCCUAAAGAUGUUUCCUGCUUUGAAGAACAUAGAGAAACAGUGAAGAUCAAAGCUAGCAGACUGCCCAAAAGGCAUCCACGCUGCCUGGUCGACGGGAAUGAGCUUUUGAUGUUCUACGGCACAACCGUUGUGUGCUCUCUUGGCACGAAUAAUGACACUUGUAGUCUGUGCACUUUGGAUAACUGUGGUGUAUGUCAAGCUUUAAGACAUGGAUUCUUUACCAAGAAGGAAUGCAAUGGCGGGUUAGGUGUUUUUACAACUUCCAGCAGUGGAAGAGCAUUAGAAUCUAUUGAGACAGAUGAAGCAGACCAGUGUAUAAGGAAGGCUUUAAUGGUGUGUAGAGUAGUGGCCGGGAGAGUUCAUAAACCUGGGGAAAGCAUUCAAGAUACGACUGCCUCAGGGUUCGAUUCAUUGGCUAGGAAAAUGGGUUCUCAUUCGAAUGUUGAGGAACUCUGUGUGCUAAAUCCCCAAGCUAUCCUACCCUGUUUUGUGGUAAUAGUAAGUAAAGGAUCAUUCUUUUAAAGGAAUUUAUACGAAUAUCUGAACCUGUUUUAGAUUGUUAUUCAGGAACGCCAAUUUUGGUUGGGAAAUGCUCCAUGCAGUUAUGAAGUGC